AACAGUACCCACACCAUAAAGCAAAAACAAAACCCACACCCCCCACAUACCCUCUCAUCACACGCAGAAGGAAAGAGCCUUCCUUUGUACCAAUGUCCCCAAACCCACCAAUCUUCUCCGUCCUUGUUUUCUUCUCCAUUCUCUUGCCCGCCACUCCGGGUCUGCCCAACCCGGACCCGGCCACAAUCCUCCCAUUCCACCCAAACCAAUCUCCACCAGCAACAAUCCCUGCAUUCCCCGAACAAUCCAAUGCGGCUGGCUGCCCGCUAGACCUCCCGGACGAGCUCUUCCACGGCAUAAAGGCCGCAUGUGGCUCCACCAAGGAUGGCUCCAAUGGGCAGCUCCACCGCAGCCGGUGCUGCCCCGUGCUAGCCGCGUGGCUGUACUCUGCCUACUCUGCCACUGCCCUGGGCAGGGCAAGCAGAGUGAGCGCGGCGGCUGCAGGCCACGGCGGUACCACGACGUCGUAUGACCUUCCACUUCUGCCGGACGAUUCAGAAACCUGCGUGGAUGACUUGGGGAAAGCGCUCAAGAACAAAGGAAUAGAAGUGGCGAGACCCAAUGAAACCUGCGACGUGAUGUAUUGUUACUGCGGCAUAAGGCUCCACCCACUGAGCUGCCCGGAGGCUUUCUCGGUGACCCAGAACGGGAAACUCGUUGGGGAUGAAAGUGUAAAGAGGUUGGAGAGGGAUUGCUUGAGCAGCAGCUCCAAUAUCAAUGGAUUUCCAGGUCUUGGUGGGUGCUCCAAGUGCUUGAACAGUCUCUAUAUGCUUAACAAGAAGAAAACUUUGAAUUCAAGCAAAUCGGAGGCCAGGACCACAAAAAUGCACAACAAAGAGUGUCAGCUAAUGGGUCUCACAUGGCUGCUCGCCAAGAAUCGAACGGCUUACAUCCACACGGUUUCGUCGGUCAUCCGAGCCAUCAUGAUGAGCACGACCGGCACCGAUCCCCGGUCGUGCACUCUCAACAGCGACGGAAUGCCGCUGGCGGUUGAUUCCUCCGAAAUCUCCACCCACUCUUCAUCAAACAACCACCUUAGAGCACCCAUCUACCUCUGCAUUCUAUUACUCUGUUGCCUGUAUAUGUUGUUCUUCACCUUCAUGUGAAAAGCUAGCACUUCUUGUUGUAACUCUAUUCUGUUGUUGGUAAUAUGAGAUGCCCAGUUUGUUGUUUGUAGGUAAAGUUUAGUGUAGGUAAAGUUUCGAUGUGGGCCUCCAUUAACACGUGCUUAUAGAGACUAGUGCUUGGUUUUGGAGAGACAAUUUUUCGAUCAUGGCCGAUUUGUUUUGGUGGCAUUCAUUUGGGACAGUUGUGUGCUUCACGGGAAAUUUAUAGAAUGUCAACAUCUCAAAAAAAGCAAUGGACCCUUAUCUUCUUUGGUUUAUAUAUAUAGAGAAGAUUAAGGAUUUGGUCUGCAGCCUGCAAUGCUGGAGAGGACAAAGAAACGAUUUGAUUUUAAAAUAAAGCAUCCAAAGUGUAUAACAACAGUUUCUCAA
This is a messenger RNA of Corylus avellana, 1496 nucleotides long. Its product is annotated as GPI-anchored protein. The record is from RefSeq and is a predicted model, not a curated record. NCBI's taxonomy places the organism in Eukaryota, Viridiplantae, Streptophyta, Magnoliopsida, Fagales, Betulaceae.